Colletotrichum godetiae is the source of this 1467-nucleotide messenger RNA. RefSeq lists its product as uncharacterized. The transcript has a single exon. The annotation marks the transcript as partial. NCBI's taxonomy places the organism in Eukaryota, Fungi, Ascomycota, Sordariomycetes, Glomerellales, Glomerellaceae. The record is from RefSeq and is a predicted model, not a curated record.
CCCGUUCCAACAAAGAAGGGCAAUCGUCCUUACCGAUACCUGCGCUGGAACUUCGGCUCCGUUUACAGACGUAUCUUCAGUCUCGCCUUCUUCGGCAACAUUGCAACCCUCGUAUUCGUCAUCAUCCGCUCCCUUGUCGGAGGCAUCCAGCUCACUCCCCAAACUUGCGCCACGGCCGUCUCGGCAAACAUCCUCGCCGCCCUCUUCAUCCGCAACGAGCACACCGUCAACGCACUCUUCAAACUCUUCGUCCUCUUCCCAUCUGCGAAGGCACCCCUACGUGUCCGCCGCACGUUUGCCAAAAUCUACUCAUAUGGUGGCAUCCACAGCGGCUGCGGCGUAGCCUCCUUCUUCUGGUUCGUCGCCUUUCUCGUCGUCCUCACGGCGCAGCUCAAAAGCCCAUCAAACGCCGUGCGAGCCUACAUCCUCCUCGACAGCUACCUCAUCUGCGCCCUCCUCGCCGCCAUCAUCGGUUUUGCACACCCCAGGGCCCGCGUCCUUCUGCACAAUUGGUUCGAGGGCACCCACCGCUUCCUGGGUUGGUCUGUCAUCGUAUUCUUCUGGGCCCUCGUCCUGAUGCUCGCCGCGGAUGAUAGCACGACGACCAGUACCCCCUACGCCGUAUCCCUCAUUCUGACCCCGUCAUUCUGGAUGCUCAUCGUCAUCACCCUCCUGGUCGCGUACCCUUGGACGCGUCUCCGCCUGCGCGAUGUCGAGGCCGAGGCCAUGUCGGACCACGUCGUCAAGCUCAACUUCAACUACGCAGACGUCCACUAUGGCCAAGCUGUCCGCCUCACCGACGCUCCCCUCCGCGAGACCCACGCCUUCGCCGUGAUCCCGAACUCCGCCGCCCCAUCCACCGACAUUGAGAAGGCCCAGACAGGGGGUCUCUCUAACGCCGGGAAGAAGGGCUUUUCCGUUCUCGUCUCCAACGCUGGCGACUGGACCAACAAGAUCAUCAAGAACCCGCCGAAGAAGAUCUGGACCCGCGGCGUCCCACAAUACGGCGUCCUCCGCGUGGCAGGCCUCUUUGAGCCAUGCAUCGUCAUCGCUACUGGCUCUGGAAUCGGACCUUGCCUGAGUCUUUUCGUGCAAAAACCGGAUCAUCCCGUGCGCAUCAUUUGGUCGACGCAACGGCCGGCCGAGACGUACGGACAGGCCGUCAUCGAUGCGCUCCACCGGGCCGACCCGGACGCCGUCAUUAUUGACACCAAGAAGACGGGGCGACCGGACUUGGUUGCGAUCACGUACCGUAUCUGGGAGAGUAGUCGUCGCCAGGCUCUGGGUCUCGCACAUAAUGAGGGUGUUGCCGCGACGACGACGACGACGACGACGACUACAAACAAGAAGAAGAUGGGUCCUUGCGAAGCUGUUGUCAUUAUUUCGAAUCAAAAAGUGACGAGAAAGGUUGUAUAUGGUCUUGAGAGCAGAGGCAUUCCGGCAUACGGCGCCAUUUUCGACUCAUAG